Molecule: messenger RNA, 1745 nt
Organism: Triticum aestivum (bread wheat)
Lineage: Eukaryota; Viridiplantae; Streptophyta; Magnoliopsida; Poales; Poaceae
Product: 3-ketoacyl-CoA synthase 6-like
Exons: 1
Coding region: 77-1540 (487 amino acids)
Biological process (GO): fatty acid biosynthetic process
Cellular component (GO): membrane
Molecular function (GO): acyltransferase activity, transferring groups other than amino-acyl groups
Source: RefSeq, a predicted model, not a curated record
GGCCUCUCCACGCUCACAUCACAUUUGUUCAGUUUUAGUCCUAGUGUCCUACUACGAGUAAGAGCACAUACACGCGAUGGGCUCGUCACCUCACGUCAUCAUGAUGGUGAGCCGACUUGUCGUGGACAACUUCUUGGGGGUCUUUGCGGUGGCCGUCGCUGCCGCCGUGGUUGGGAAGGCGUGGCCCGUUCGCCUCGAAGAGAUCCUAGAGCAGAUGCUCGCCUUGCCGCGUGUCUACGUCUUCAUGGCGGUGAUCCUGGCGGCGGCCCUGGAGAAGAUGCGGCGCAUGCGGCGGCUGCGGGAUGUGUACCUCGUGGAGUACGGCUGCUUCCGGCCCAAGCCCUGCUACCGCACGCCGUUCGCCACGUGUCUGGAGCAUGCGCACCUCAUGCCGUACCUCGUCGACGAGGAGAGCGUCGCCUUCGCGAUGCGGCUGCUCGAGCGCUCCGGGCUCGGCGAGGAGACAUGCGUGCCGGACGCGUACCACUACAUGCCCCCGGACCGCAGCCUCAAGGCGUCCCGGGACGAGGCCGAGCUGGUCAUCUUCGCCGCCGUCGACGACGUGUUCGCCAAGACGGCCGCGAUCAAGCCAGCCGACAUCGACGUGCUCAUCGUCAACUGCAGCAUCUUCACGCCGGUUCCGGUGUUUGCCGACAUGGUCGUCAACAAGUACAAGCUCCGCUCCGACGUGAAGAUCAUGAACCUGUCGGGGAUGGGGUGCAGCGCUGGGCUCGUCUCGGUCGGCCUCGCCAGGAAAAUCCUCCAGGUGGCGCCGGCAGGCACGCGCGUGCUGAUAGUGUCCACGGAGAUCCUCUCGUCGCAGUACUACGUCGGCACGGAGCGUGCGAUGCUGCUGCCCAACUGCCUCUUUCGCAUGGGCGCCGCGGCCAUGAUCCUCUCCAACUCCCCGAGUGAGGCGCGGUUUCGUCUCCGUCGUGUGGUGCGCACCGUCACCGCCGCACGGGACGCCGACUACCGUUGCGUGUUCCAGGAGGAGGACGACAAGGGGAACACCGGCAUCCGCCUCUCCAAGGACCUCGCCACCACCGCCGGCUACGCGCUCAAGAACAACAUCGCGGCUUUCGGGCCCCUCGUCCUGCCGGCCACGGAGCAGCUCCUCGUCGCGCUGUCCCUGCUCAAACGGAGGCUCCUCAGAGGGCGCGCCAAGGUGAGGCUGUAUCGCCCGGACUUCCGCACUGCGUUCGAGCACAUCUGCAUUCACGCGGGCGGGCGUGGAGUGAUCGACGAGGUGCAGGACGGCCUCGGCCUCUCCGACGACGACGUGGAGGCGUCGCGGAUGACGCUGCACAGGUUCGGCAACACGUCCAGCAGCUCGGUCCUGUACGAGCUAGCGUACCUGGAAGCCAAGGGCCGGAUGAAGAAGGACGACAGGGUGUGGAUGAUCUCCUUCGGUGCCGGGUUCGACUGCAACAGUGUCUCGUGGGAGUGCGUCAAGCCGGCCGGCGACGCCGACGGGCCGUGGGCCGAGUGCGUCGCCCGCUACCCCGUGCAGCUGCCCGAAAUCGACAAGGACAUGUGAGGGGGAGCUCUCUGCUGUACUUAAUUACGUGCAUUGUAUACCUGCCUAGAUUUGGAUCAUGCCGCAUGGGGAAGGGUUUAAGGAAGAAUCCUAGCUUCAUACCUUACUUAGUACUAGUAGGCUAAAAGUACAGGCCAAUGAUGUUGAUUUGAUGUAUUUGUAUUAAUUAUUGAUUGAAUCCCACAAAAUUGAAGUCCGUUCUGUA